CCUAGCACAUGGCGAUGACACUCGAAAUCCCGUUGCCAAGGACCCGGAAUCAACCAGAAGGCAAUUUGCAACACAGCAGGGAGUUUAAAAUAUGAAUUGCCUCCGCCCGACGUGUCUCGCCGCUCCCCACCUCCAACGCUCGAUGAGUCCGAAACUCCGAAAGUGCGGUCGAAAUUAGGGGCACUUUUUUCAAUGGAUAAACCAACCCCCAAAGGCGCUAUUUCGUGUUCGAACUGCCGGCAUCGAAAAACGCGCUGCAACCGCUCCCUCCCGCGCUGCGAACGAUGCGCCUCCUGCGGGCUAAGCUGUGUGUAUCCUGAGAGACGCCCGAGGGGGAAGAGGAAGGGGAGGAAGCCAGCCGUACCAGAUCACAGUAGUACUCUCGCCCUCAUUCUAGAAAGGCUUCAGCGCGUCGAGGCGCAGUCCUCAGUGCGAGAGGCAUCACUAGGCUCAACUACUCCCACCGCAAAUCACUCCUCCAGUCCAGCUUCGGCAACACUCCAGUGUCAGCCAUGCGGGUCUUCGGGAGAGAUCAGAACUCCCAUCUUGGUCGAGCCUCUAGAGCCUCGAAACGCCUGUAGUCCUUCGACGCUUGAUGCCACGUCGAUGCUUAGCUCCGCCAUGUGUGAUGUUCAGCGGCUGAGAAAGAAGCGGAUCGCCGGGCCUAAAGAGCUUGUUACCGAGGGGAUCAACAUCACGCCCGAUACGGCAAGGUCGUGGGUCAAGAACUACUUCACCAAAAUGAGUCCCAAGAUCUUCCCGUCACUGAAAGAUCCGAAGCUCAUUGACGAGAAACUCAUGUACUUUAUGCCGGAUCUCAUCACCAUGGACCACGUCCAGGUCGAUGCCUGUAUCCUCGUCAUCUACUAUUGCAUUCUGUGGCAAGGAUGUUUUCGACUCGAUGACAGUAGCAGCUCGUUCAGCACCCGCGAUCCGCAAAUCAUUCGGCAGAUCUUGAUAUGCUGCCUUCGAGCCGUUUCUGUGUGGCAAAGAGAGGCAACCGGCUCCAUCACGGACUUUAUUGCCGCCAUGUUCAUGACACAAACCGCGGCAGAGAAUCUUGAUUAUGGCCUCAGCUGGGAGAUGCACAAGCAUGCCUGCAUGUAUGCCCAGGGUCUGCACCUUCAUAGUCUCGACGGAGACGGCGCCCUAGGUGCUUCCGGCGUGGCCACGAGCGACGAGGGCCGCGUGAACAUGUGGAACCUCGUCCAGCUCGAUCUCUUUCACCGCCUCAUCAACAAUAAGCCGCCCGCCUUUCCAUUUGAUCUGAACAAAUGGCGCGUCAAUCUGCCGUGCCUCGCCUUUGACUCUGCGCCAGGUCGAGAUGAGGCUGUACCGGCCAUGGCGUUCCUCGCCAGGAGCCGGAUCACUCUCGUCCUCAUCAGCUUCUUUCAGGCUCUCGAGACACUCAACAACGACGGCGGUGGCGAUGCCUUGAGCACCAUCCAACCGCUAUGCAUGCAAGUUGAACAGGUCUUUGAGGAAUGGAGAAUCGAGGAAUGGCUCGGGUCCUCCCACAGCGACAGUCUCAACGAAUGGUCCAUAUCCGAACUCGCCCUCUCCGGCUACACCUGCGUUCUCUUCAUGCUGGGCAGGGCGACCUUGCUCGGCCGAAACGAAGGCCAGCCGCCGCUGGACAGUAGCGAUAUGAUCCCGAAAAGCGACCUCUCCAUGAGAGCGGCUCGAAAGGUCGUCGACAUUGUGUACCACAUGGUGCACGUUGCGCGACUGCCCGGGCCGGAAUCCCUGUCCUGCGCUCUCGGGACGUACCGGGCGUACGUCGCGUAUGCGCACCUGGCGAGUGGUUUGGCAAGUGACCCGGAUGCCGUCACUGCCCCUGACAAUCUGUUACGUUUGAAGCAGUUCGCUGAGUGCGUGCAGAGCGUGGCGGGGAGCGAGAGGGAGUUUAUGCCGUUGGCUAGGGCUCUCGAGGCUGUGUAUAACAGCGUGGAGACAAUGGUACCUCGUGUGUGGCCUUGAGGAGAAAAUGGCUUACUCGACGGAUUCCUCCUUUUGUAUUGCUUUAUCCAUGGGCCACGUUCAACGGUCACGCAAAAAGGGUUGCGAGUCCCGUGUUACGAAUCGAGGACUGCUGCUUGUACUAGUAUUUCAAACUUCGCUCUAAGAACCUGUCUUGAUAUCCAAAACGGAAGAGCCCGGCUAUCAUUUCCUUAUCUGCGAGGCCGAACUCGGCUUUCACAGCCACGCGACUGGGUUCCAUCAGAGCGCCGUCAACGAGCUCGAUGUGGCGGGUUGUCAUGAUUAUCAGAUGGCCAUCCCCUGCACUGUCGAUGGUAUCGACGAGCGCGGACAGAGAGGCGGUUCCUUCGCGUGGCUGUGAAUUGGCGUUUUCGACAUCUUCCAAGUCGAUAAUGGAUCGGGGGGGGGACCCGGGCGAACAAGGUCUUCAGGUUGACGGGCAGGCAGACAAUGUAGAUAUUCAGGACUUCGAAGAUGGUAGGGACGGAAACCGC
This is a messenger RNA of Chaetomium fimeti, 2474 nucleotides long. RefSeq lists its product as uncharacterized. The transcript is spliced from 7 exons. Gene Ontology annotation, biological process: regulation of DNA-templated transcription. The record is from RefSeq and is a predicted model, not a curated record. Gene Ontology annotation, cellular component: nucleus. Bases 193 to 1980 code for a protein of 595 amino acids. Lineage: Eukaryota; Fungi; Ascomycota; Sordariomycetes; Sordariales; Chaetomiaceae. Gene Ontology annotation, molecular function: DNA-binding transcription factor activity, RNA polymerase II-specific; zinc ion binding.